AUGGCUCAAACUUUUGGAAUUUCAUGGGCUGAUCUCCCACCAGACCUCCUUUCUCUCAUUGAAAAACGCCUGGAUACCCGCAUUGACACGCUCCAAUUUCGAGCUGUGUGUUACUCAUGGAGAUUCUUGACUCCUCGCUCUGAGAAACCUCCUCCUUCACUACCCAAACAUAUACUGUGUCCUAUCAAUAAUGCUCCAACUGUGAGCCCUCCUAUGGCUCCUUUCACUUUGUUCAAAACCAAAGUCCUUCGCCUUGAAGUCCCUAAUACCUUCCCCAAAAAGAGCUGGUUGAUGAAGGUCAGUGAGCCAGUUGAAAACAAAUACCGUCUCAUUAGUCCAUUUUCAACUUCCCCCGUUCACAACCUUCCUGACGGCGAAGUCUUUCCUCAGAAUUUAAACCUGCUCAACUUAGGCGUCUCAAAGGUUUCCGAAAACUUCUUCCUGAAAAACGAUAGCCCUAACGUAGACCAUCGUAUCUCCAGGAAUUUCUUCGAGGUGGGCUUGUCCAGCCUCUUCGAUUCAAACAAAAAGUUCGUCCUCAUCGAACAAACAGACCUGCUGUGCGUCACAAUUGGUGAAAACAUAUGGCGGCCGGUGGAAAGACGCUAUGGAAUCAAUGAUUUUAUACGCUACAAGAACCAUUUCUUCACUGUAGAUCGAGAUGGCAUCGUCAAAGUCGUCGACGACAAAACAUUUAGAUCAGUUCUGACGGUCCCUCGAUCAUUACCUCGCUACGGAGAGUGGUACAUGGUAAAAUCCCGUGGAUAUCUUUACUUUGUAGUUAGAGAUCUUCAAUCUUGCGAUGGCCAAGUCUUUUUUCAUUUAGCCCUUUUACGCAAUGUUAAUCUUGAUCCAAGGCGUCCACUUUCAGUGCAAUUCAAAGUGUUUAAGUUGGAUGAUCGUCACGGUGUGUAUAGAGCUAGAUGGAGGGAGGUCACCGAUUUGGGAGAUGAAAUCUUUUUCAUCAGUCGUGAUUCUUCAUAUGCGUUUUCAGCUUCUGAUUUUGCCGGCGUUAGAGGGAAUAAGAUCAUUUUCGUGGAUGAAAUUAAAACUUUAACUGAUUAUGCUCGGGGUUUACGUGAUCAUGGCCAAGUGAUGGAAUCUUUAAUCGAUGGAAGAGUGAGAGUUGGUGUGUAUGAUUUAGCAAAUGGAAGCAGUGCACCCCUUAUGGCUCUCCCUAACUAUUUUCAAAUGUUCUGGCCACCUCCGGCUUGGCUCAUGAGGCCACCACCGGCUGAUGAUCUGAGUUCGUCGUUGUCCGAUCUGGGUGUUUCAUCAUCGGCUCCAUCUUCAUCUUCAUCUUCAUCUUCAGGAUGA
Mangifera indica (mango) is the source of this 1317-nucleotide messenger RNA. RefSeq names its product F-box protein SKIP23-like. NCBI's taxonomy places the organism in Eukaryota, Viridiplantae, Streptophyta, Magnoliopsida, Sapindales, Anacardiaceae. Bases 1 to 1317 code for a protein of 438 amino acids. The record is from RefSeq and is a predicted model, not a curated record. The transcript has a single exon.